CACCCAUUUGUUAAUUGCCAGGUUUAGUGGGUGUGUUUAAGUAGCAAAACGACCAAGCUAAGCUUGACUCUGGCUCUUCAGGACAGGAGCUGUACACUCCUGUUUUAAAGCCUCUAAAAGCUCCCUCACAGAAAGUUCUUACAGGAAAUGAUUAUGAACGCACUGCUUGAUGUCUGAGAUUAGGGUGGGUGAAAGAUAGUGAUUUGUGAGGUUUUUACAACACAAAGCCAAUGUCAACGAGUCUAGUUUUUUUAAAUCCAUGAAACAAAACAGUUAACCAAAAGUGGACUUUCUUAGCACAGUGCCAACAAGAGCCAAACUGGUGCGCAGGGUUGAGAGGGUGGGUUUCUGAAGCCUUGCCUUGGUUCCUGUAGUGAGAUGAUCCGAGGUCAACUGAUUUGGAUGUUCAGGGGUUGACCAUGGAGGACUCUGUUGAAGUCAUUCUUCAGGAUAAUAGGUCCAGAUUCUCUCAUCACUCUCCAGACAAGCCAAUCCUCACGGCUGCCUCAGGAGCUUUGCUAAUGAGCUUUUAUGGGCUUUGGAGUAUUUUCGCACUCCCUGGCUUUCGGAAAGUGCCAAUAAAUUUGAAGGUGCCAUACUUGCCCUCGAGUGGCGCGCAGACCCAGAACGUCAUGCGGCUCCUGCAGGGGAGAACGGGCUCUCUGGCUGACCUGGGCUCUGGAGAUGGAAGACUGGUGUUUGCUGCCUCAUCACUGGGCUUCCAGUGUACUGGGUUUGAAAUAAACUCCAUUCUGACAGGCUACGCCAGAAUUAAAGCACGAUGGAUGGGAAUUCCAACGACAACAGCAAGAUUUGUCAACGAGGACUUUUGGAAGAUGGAGGUACUGGGAAGGAAAUUGGAGGAGGAGUUAGGAGAUGAUGCCCGUGUAAUCGCCUGUCGUUUCCCAUUUCCUGACUGGGCUGCUACAGCAUCUGAAGGGCAGGGACUGGACCAGUCCUGGGCCUAUGACAUGGCCCAUGUGUGCCAACCCUCAACAGAAGCUCCUCAAAUCUCAAAUCUUUAAGUAUUUCCUCACUGCCAAAUUUAUGUUUAUGAACUCACAAGGGCAGAAUUGCUUCAACCUGCAGUAAAAUAUUGACUGUGGCUUUACCAAAAGCAGUGCCAUUAUUACAUCAAACUGUAAGAUAUAAAACAAUAAAGCACUGAGCUGCUGUUUUAUGAUUAUUCACACCUGUAAUGGAUAAAUAAUGUGAAAUGUGGAAGUUGUAGAGUUCAUGAGUCAGAAUCAAAACCUAACUGUGAAACAGUCAGCCAAAGUGUAAAAUAAAAAGCCAUAUUUUUACUGUGUGAUCUGUAUGAGCUGUAACCAGGUGGCCAGCAUGAGCUCAUCCAUUUUCAUGAACCAUGUUUAAUAAAUACUACAGUGAUA
Pygocentrus nattereri (red-bellied piranha) is the source of this 1391-nucleotide messenger RNA. RefSeq lists its product as uncharacterized. Gene Ontology annotation, molecular function: protein-lysine N-methyltransferase activity. Gene Ontology annotation, biological process: positive regulation of proton-transporting ATP synthase activity, rotational mechanism; peptidyl-lysine trimethylation; regulation of mitochondrial ATP synthesis coupled proton transport. Bases 420 to 1025 code for a protein of 201 amino acids. NCBI's taxonomy places the organism in Eukaryota, Metazoa, Chordata, Actinopteri, Characiformes, Serrasalmidae. The transcript is spliced from 5 exons. The record is from RefSeq and is a predicted model, not a curated record. Gene Ontology annotation, cellular component: mitochondrion.